ACCUUUAUUUUGGUUUUCAACUAAUUACCAAUGGCAGGUUUGACAGACUUUAGCAUUGUCGUGGAAGAAAUGGGCUAAAAGAAUGGGUUGAAAGAUAACUAUGGGUGCCACCGCGUCGCAACUGGAGAAGGAAAUCGGUCAUGAAUUUCCUCAAAAUGAACAUUAUUUUGGUCUGGUAAAUUUUGGGAAUACUUGUUACUGUAACUCCGUGCUGCAAGCGCUAUUUUUCUGUCGUCCAUUUCGAGAGAGGGUGCUGGGGUACAAACCCCUUUCCAAGAGGAAAGAAUCCUUGCUGACUUGUUUGGCUGAUCUUUUUGGCAACAUCGCUUCUCAAAAGAAGAAAGUUGGUGUUUUGGCACCCAAGAAAUUCGUAGCCAGACUUAGAAAGGAGAACGAACUUUUUGACAACUACAUGCAACAAGAUGCACAUGAAUUCUUAAAUUAUCUUCUUAAUACAAUAGCAGACCUGUUACAAGGAGAAAAAGCAAAGGAGAAAGAAAAAGAUAAACAUAGCAGCACUAGCAGUGUCAGCAGUAAAAGCAGCAUCUCUUCUGCGGGAACAACAAACGGAGGAUCACAGCAAAACUCCAAAACAGAGCCUACAUGGGUUCAUGAUAUCUUUGAAGGAAUUCUUACAAAUGAAACAAGAUGUCUCUGCUGUGAAACAGUAAGUAGCAAGGAUGAAUCAUUUCUGGAUCUUUCGGUGGAUGUCGAACAAAAUACGUCAAUAACACAUUGUCUCAAAGGCUUCUCAUCAACUGAGACACUUUGCAGUGAACACAAAUACUUCUGUGAAACAUGCUGUAGUAAGCAAGAGGCACAAAAAAGAAUGAGAGUGAAGAAACUACCAAAGAUUCUAGCACUUCACUUGAAGAGGUUUAAAUACAUGGAACAGCUGCAGAGAUAUGCAAAGCUAUCCUACCGAGUAGUGUUUCCCUUUGAACUAAGGCUCUUUAACACAUCUGAUGAUGCAAUUAAUCAUGAAAAACUUUAUGACCUGGUUGCUGUUGUCAUACAUUGUGGCAGUGGACCAAACAGGGGUCACUAUAUCACAAUAGUGAAAAGUCAUGGUCUUUGGCUUCUCUUUGAUGAUGAUAUUGUAGAGAAAAUUGAAGCUCAAGCGAUAGAAGAAUUCUAUGGCUUGACAUCAGAAAUCCAGAAGUCGUCAGAAUCAGGCUACAUCCUUUUCUAUGAAGCAAGGGGAUAGAAUUAAAUGACGAAAAACUCUGAUAAUAAUUUAUAAGGGGCACUGAAAGAUACUCAGAGGACUUACAAAAUAUCCAUGUUUUAAAUGUAUAUUCACGUUGGAUUUAUUUUGUUGCUUUCUCAAGAAGCCCAUGGGAGACUUUCAUGUGCAAGGGUCGGGAUGCUUGACAUCUUGUUUAGGAGUGUACAUUGAAUAUUUUAGUAUCAUUAAGGGUAUCCAGUUCAGUAUUUUUAGCCCUCAAAGUAUUGUUUAGGGCUGUAUGUGCAAAAUGCCAUCACGUUGUGCUGAUCGUCUAGACCAAUCAGGUGUGAAUUUGUUUUUACAAUAAAAUUAUGGUAUCUCGUAGGGGUCAAAUACAGCUUGAACCACACCCAGAUUGGUCUCUUUUAGGAUUCUACGUCAAACAUCCUAAGCCUUCAGACGAGAGUCCCUCCCCCUCCCCUCUCCCCCUGGCCAGGGGAAGAAGAUCUUGUGGCAGGUUACUGUAAAUGAUUACUAUGUUAGGCCUCAAUGUGGCUGUUGAAAAGAAAUUACAUGUACAAUGUAGCUGUUUUACUUCAAAAUGCAUUCAGUUGACCUGCAAUGCUAAAAUGUACAUUUCUCAUUUCGUAGUUUUGAACGAGUAGUCUUGUUAAUCUCUUGGUAUUUAAUUUUGUAUUAUUUUGUUGUUAAAUAUUUUGAUUAAGUCUGCGCUGCUAAUAAAGUAUAUCCUUGUCAUCUACA
This is a messenger RNA of Orbicella faveolata, 1930 nucleotides long. Its product is annotated as ubiquitin carboxyl-terminal hydrolase 46-like. Gene Ontology annotation, cellular component: nucleus; cytosol. Lineage: Eukaryota; Metazoa; Cnidaria; Anthozoa; Scleractinia; Merulinidae. The record is from RefSeq and is a predicted model, not a curated record. Gene Ontology annotation, biological process: protein deubiquitination. Gene Ontology annotation, molecular function: cysteine-type deubiquitinase activity.